CACGGUCGGCAAGUACAAGCGGCAGCGCUACGUGACCAAGGAUGGAAAGUGCCGUGUGCGGUUGGGCCACAUCCAGGACAAGAUGCGCUUCCUCUCCGACAUGUUCACCACCAUCGUUGACCUCAAGUACCGCUGGUUUCUCGCCAUCUUCACGCUCUGCUACCUGCUCACGUGGUUGCUUUUCGGGCUCGUCUACCUGCUCAUGGCGCUCAUCCGAGGCGACCUCGACCCCCAGGAGGGGCACCAGGCGUGCUUCGACAACGUGGACGGCUUCCUCGGAGCACUGCUCUUCUCCGUCGAGACCCAGCGCACGAUCGGGUACGGCACGCGGUCGGUGACGUCACAAUGCCCAGAGGGAGCCAUCUUGGUGAUGGUGCAGUCCAUCCUGGGCUCGAUCAUCGACGCGCUCAUGGUGGGCUGCAUGUUCGUGAAGAUCGCGCGGCCCAAGAAGCGCGCCGAGACGCUCGUGUUCACGCAGCGCUGCGUCGUCUCGCAGCGCGACGGCCACAUCUGCCUCAUGUUCCGCCUCGGCGACCUGCGCGACACCCACCUCGUGGGCCCCAACAUCCGCGCCAAGCUCGUCCGCUCGCGCCAGUCCCAGGAGGGGGAGUUCCUGCCGCUGGAGCAGUCGGACAUCAACCUGGGGAGCGAGACGGGUAGGAACAGCCUCUUCCUCGUGGAGCCUCUGCUCAUCUACCACGUGAUCGACGCGAGCAGCCCCUUCUGGGAGUUCUCGGCGGAGUCGCUGCAGCGCGAGGAGUUCGAGAUCGUCGUCAUCCUGCAGGGGACGAUAGAAGCCACCGGCAUGACGUGCCAGGCGCUGACGUCCUACACCAACGACGAGAUUCUGUGGGGUCAUCGCUUCGAGCCGGUGAUGUCGCUGGUGAAGGGCGCAUUCAAGGUGGACUACAGCUGCUUCGAGAACACGUACGAGGUGAACUUGCCGACCUGCAGCGCCAAGGAGAUGUACGAGAAGCAGCAGGCGGCCCUCGGCCUCAUCUAACAUCACCGCCGGACGGCAGGGGCCACUCAGAAUGG
Messenger RNA from Lethenteron reissneri (Far Eastern brook lamprey), 1038 nucleotides. RefSeq names its product G protein-activated inward rectifier potassium channel 4-like. The record is from RefSeq and is a predicted model, not a curated record. Gene Ontology annotation, molecular function: inward rectifier potassium channel activity. Gene Ontology annotation, cellular component: plasma membrane. Lineage: Eukaryota; Metazoa; Chordata; Hyperoartia; Petromyzontiformes; Petromyzontidae. Gene Ontology annotation, biological process: potassium ion import across plasma membrane; regulation of monoatomic ion transmembrane transport.